Messenger RNA from Rhinocladiella mackenziei CBS 650.93, 1128 nucleotides. Its product is annotated as actin. NCBI's taxonomy places the organism in Eukaryota, Fungi, Ascomycota, Eurotiomycetes, Chaetothyriales, Herpotrichiellaceae. The transcript has 5 exons. Bases 1 to 1128 code for a protein of 375 amino acids. The record is from RefSeq and is a predicted model, not a curated record.
AUGGAGGAAGAAGUUGCUGCUCUCGUUAUUGACAAUGGCUCUGGCAUGUGCAAAGCUGGCUUUGCUGGUGAUGAUGCGCCACGAGCGGUUUUCCCAUCCAUUGUCGGUCGACCUCGUCACCACGGUAUCAUGAUCGGUAUGGGUCAGAAAGACUCGUACGUCGGUGACGAAGCCCAAUCCAAGCGUGGUAUUUUGACGCUGAGAUAUCCUAUCGAACACGGUGUGGUCACCAACUGGGAUGACAUGGAAAAGAUUUGGCACCACACUUUCUACAACGAAUUGCGAGUGGCUCCCGAAGAGCACCCUGUCUUGUUGACUGAGGCUCCUAUCAACCCCAAGUCCAACAGAGAAAAGAUGACGCAGAUCGUCUUCGAGACCUUCAACGCUCCCGCCUUCUAUGUCUCUAUCCAGGCCGUGCUUUCCCUUUACGCCUCCGGUCGUACCACUGGCAUCGUCCUUGACUCUGGCGAUGGUGUCACUCACGUCGUCCCUAUCUAUGAGGGUUUCUCACUUCCCCACGCCAUCUCCCGUGUCGAUAUGGCUGGUCGUGAUUUAACCGACUACCUGAUGAAGAUCUUGGCUGAGCGAGGCUACACUUUCUCCACCACUGCCGAGCGAGAAAUCGUUCGAGACAUCAAGGAGAAACUCUGCUACGUUGCGCUUGACUUCGAGCAGGAGAUUCAGACUGCUUCUCAAAGCUCCAGCUUGGAGAAAUCAUAUGAACUUCCCGAUGGUCAGGUCAUCACCAUCGGCAACGAACGAUUCCGAGCUCCUGAGGCCCUUUUCCAGCCCAGCGUUCUUGGUCUUGAAUCUGGCGGUAUUCACGUCACCACUUUCAACUCCAUCAUGAAGUGUGAUGUCGAUGUUCGUAAGGACUUGUACGGUAACAUUGUCAUGUCUGGCGGUACCACUAUGUACCCAGGUAUUUCCGACCGUAUGCAAAAGGAAAUUACCGCUCUUGCACCGUCUUCUAUGAAGGUCAAGAUCAUUGCGCCACCUGAGCGUAAAUACUCUGUCUGGAUCGGAGGUUCCAUUUUGGCAUCUCUUUCCACCUUCCAGCAAAUGUGGAUCUCCAAGCAAGAGUACGAUGAGAGUGGUCCUUCGAUUGUCCACCGCAAGUGCUUCUAA